AUGCCGGCGACUCUCUGGUCAUGGGCGAGUAGGAAGCGUGUCUCUGAGGACCAACUCCCCUCUUAUAGUGCCCCCGCGCCAGCCAACCUCGGUGGUUUGGACCUCGAAACGAGCCCUUCCGCAUGGCACACACCUAGCCAAAGCGACAGCACUCCUGGAUUCUGGGCAGCUGCGAGGGGGGGGUACGAACGCCACUAUUCCGCACCCCCGCAAAGCUCGUUGCCAACAAAUGGGGGCGACGAGCCGCCCUUGUAUGGAUCCCCCUGGACGGGGUCAGGGCCGUCAAGUUUCCAAAUUGAGGGGGGAUCUUAUGAGCCAUCCCCAGCCCCCUGGAGGAGGUUUCCAGCAAAGGAGGGGGCCAGCUUCGAGCCUACCGAAACCCCCUGGAAAGUUUCAGCAUACCCAAGCUACCAGCAGGUUCCGUCCAUGAGCCAAGAGAGCAGCCAGCAGACGGUUUCUUCCCGGGGGGUGUCAGACACUGCUGAAAGGGACCCCUCAACUAGAGAAGGGAGCUUCUGGGGGGGCGGAGUCAGGGGGGCAGGGGGCCCCCGGCUUGAGGCAUCGGCGGUGUUUUCACUGAAGGCGGCUGCAACGAACCGGUAUCUAAGCAAGCUUGCCAGCCAAGGGGGGAGCCAAGAAGAGCGGGAAGUUUCGUCUAGCCGCAAUCAACAGGACCAAGUCGCGCCCGUGCUUUCAACGCAUCCUGCGGGCCGAGACACCUCUCCCCGGCUGCGGACCCGGGGACAACCGGCUCCCAAGCAUGAAGAAUGGGAGAUUCCCACCCGGGGCGAACCGUUUCUGGGCGCCACACGCAUCCGCCUCGAGCGACACCUGUCCUCCGGCCACAGCCCCAACAGCCAAAACUCACAGGGACUUGGGUCAAUUGGCAACUGGGCGCUCCAGCAUGCGUCAGGCGCGUCAGACCGACAGCAGGUGAUGUCACUGUGUGCGAUUAACCCGGACUUCUUCCCAGAAGAGCGGGCGAGCCAACAGAGCCUGCGUUUGGACGCGCAAGUACCAGACAUGGACGCGGACGCCGUGCGGGGGGGUGCAAGUUCGGGCUCGGGGGACCCCCUGGAAGAAACCUCGUCGCCUCGGGGCGUGGGCGCUGGCAGUAUUGGAACGUGGGAGCAGCAAGGCCAGAGAACCGAGCCCGGAAAUCCGUGGGGCAGGGAUCUUUCGCUGCGGGGGGGGUUUUCUGGCAGGCUCAGAACGGGGGUGUCGCUGCCUUCCAGGGGUCGCGAGUCUUUGUACGGGGGGAGUGCGCCAGACGAGUCAUGGUUGCGGGAUAUCUCGCCCCGGGCGGGUAGCCUUGACAGCCCCGGAGGGGGGGGGCUGCUGAGCCCUGGGGGCCACCGAAAGCGGCACAGCUUCGACGUUGAGGAGGCGGGAGACGACCGGGCGCUGAAAUUCAUGCGGCGGAGCAUGGAGCUUGAACGUGACGCCACUGGGGUUCCUGCUGACGCCACAAAGUUUCCUGGGGAUUUCCGGGAGUCGGUUGAGUUGCGGGAGAUGCACCGGAUCUGGGGCCAGCAACCUGAGUCAUCGCAAGCGAGCAGAAGUUACUAUCCCUCGGCUUUGACAGCUGUCGAGGAGGGAUCGACAGGUGUCGCGCUCUUAGACGGGCCGAGUGCCGGUCUGCACCGCAACCCCUUUGACAGGAGCCUUUCCGUACAUUGCUCUCCACAGCAGACGCGGAAGCUGACACCGCGGGCACGGUCUGCCUCGCCGCGGCUGCGCCAGGCCGUACCAGUGUCAAUGCUUACGGUGCACCGGGCUGAGCUGUCUCCCAGCCGGGUUUUCACCGAGGACCCUCCAAACUCUGCUCCCAAGACGCAGCAAGUUUGGGACGACCCCUCAGGAUACAACCCCCCUUCUCCAUGGCCCGGGGAAACAUUCACCCCUCCCUCACGUUCUCAACCAACGGCCUCCUCUCCUCGCUCGGAAACUCCCUCUAGUCCCUUCGGAGCCUUCCCAAGGGCCCACCCCCUGAGCCCGGUAGAGACAUACGUGGUGCGAACCGGCCGCGAGGUGGCUUACGUCAGUACCCGGUACCCCAGCUACCGGUCCCCGGGGGGGGGCUCGUUGGGGCAGCAAUCGGAUCAGGGGGUUUCCCCAAUGGACAUCGGCCCAGCCGCCGAGCCCCUCGGAUCAAACCGGCAAAGCGAAGGCCAACGGGCUGCUGCCACGUGGACGUAUCCAGGUGAUGACAGCUGUGCACCGCAGGAUGGGGACAGCUGUAAGGUGCAAGAGGGUGCGAGCCAUGCACCAGCGGGGGACGAAACAUGCACUCCAUUGGACGUCUCGGAACCCCCCCGAACCGACGGACAUGCGGCAACGGCACGUCCGGAACAGCUCCCGAGUGGGGACGGGGGCGUGUUUACACCAGUGGCGAGCCAUCAAGCCGCUUUCGUCACCGAAGAGCCGUCGGCGAACUCGCUGGUCAGCCAGGUGUCGCUUUCUCAUUGGGCGAAUCUGACUCUGGACCUGGCCUGCCUGAAGGAGGCGGCGAGCCCGGUGCCCGAGGAGGCGGAGUCUCCGGAGUUGGGGGAUAUUUCACCCCUGGAAUUACCCCCCCAGAAAACGUGGGAAAGCCCCACCACCACGCCUGCCUUUUCUGCCGGAAGUGGAGCGUCUUUCCGGGAUGAGAUUGACACCAGAGCCCAAGGGGUCGGUCAGGGCCCUGCUAAUGUUCCGGGUGGUGUCAAGAAGAGCGGGUCGAGGGACGACCUGGGGCUACCCUCAAGGGGGAGCCGGGAGUUUGACACUGAAGUGGGCAAAGCUGGGGGAGACCCUGCAGCGCCGUUCGGCGAUGUCAAGAAGAGCGGUUCGAGAGAGAACCUGGGCCUUCCCAGGAGGGGCAGCCGGGAAUUUCGAGAGCAGCAAGCCGCUGAGCUGGCGUUGGUAGCUGCUGACGUCACCACGUGGCUGGACGUCCUCAGGGGGGGGCUGAAACGGCAGGCGAGGGAGAGGGGGUGGACUCCGGAGGAGAGGGCUGCGGCAAAGCACCUGGCCAGUGCUGCCGUUUUGGGCGAGACGAUUGUACAGAGAAUCAAGCAGGAGGGCGGGGUUAACCUGAUGAUCAAACUACUGGACAGUGACGACGAAGAGAUGAUGGAGUCCGCCGCUGACGUCAUUUCCCACUGCAAUGGGGCCUUCCAAUCCAAGCCCAUGGUCAAGGUAUUUGAUUUUUCGGACGGCACUUCCGUCAGUGUCCGGGAGACGCAGUUUUCCGACACUGGCCUCGGAUGCAAAGUCUGGAAAGCGGCUGUGCUUUUGGGUGACCAGCUGUCAGCCGACCCGUCUUUGGUCGCCGGGAAAAGCGUGCUCGAGAUAGGCAGCGGCUGUGGGCUGUGCGGAUUCUUGGCGACCAAGCUGGGCGCUCAGGACGUAACCCUAACUGACAACACCAUACCCCUCCUCGUUAACCUUCGCGACUCGGUGCGGACCCUCUUGUGCGAACCUGCGCCUUCCGACCGGGGGGGUGAAUUGGCCCCGUCCAAGGACCCCCCGGCGAAGCAAUCCGACGCACCCUGGACCACAAACGCAACCAUUAACAGCCAGAGAGACUUUCAGAAAGUCGUCUCCAGCGAUUCACUUCACCGUUUGGCAGACGCCUCUGAAACCGACAACCGUCCGACUUCCUUUGCCGCUCGUACUGCAAACGACGCCGCAAACAAGCUAACCGCUUUCGGGGGGCUCGUGCGCCCCACCGGUUUACCCCCCCUCGGCACUCUUGGCCCUAGUAGCGGUCUCGGGCUGAGAUCCAUGGACAGUGGCGACGGUUAUCUAGGGUUAGGAGUGAACGAAGCGGUCAACCUAAUCGAGGGUCCUGACCCAAUCAGACGGGCCCACCUAAUCCAAAACCGCCCCCAGUCUCCAACCGCAGCAUUCAACGGCCUAUCUUUCCGCUCUCCCCCCCUCGGCCCCCAACCCUUUCUCUCCCUCAAAGCCUCCCCCACCAAAACCCAGCAGUUUCUACCCCCCGUUUCAAAACCGGGGCGUUUUGAGUCAAGCUGGGAUUCUUGGUACACGAUUCCGGGGGGCUGGUCUGACGAUUCCGCUGUGUCUGGGGGGGUAGAAGUCGGUGAGCACGGGGAUGAUGUAAAUACUUCCCUGGCGGGUGGUGUGAAUGGGGACUCCCCGGGUGGUGUGAACGGGGGCGCGUCAUUGGUGCGGGUGCGGCAACUAGAAUGGGACGACGACGCUGCGGCGCUUGGGACGGGUCAAGUGCAACUGGCUGAAGCGCAGGCCGGCACGAGUCCCCCGAAGCUGGCUGCUGACGAGGUGUUUGACAUCAUCGUUGGGAGUGACUGCCUGUACAGCGCCGCGGCGAUCGAGUCCCUUUCGGCCGUAAUCAAGCGUCGCAUGGCUCAGCCCCACGGCCAGUGUCUGCUCGUCUCCGCUGUGCGAGAUCUUGGAAUGUUCGAAGAGUUUCGCAAGCGGCUCGUGGAACGAGGCCUCGACGUGCGCGUGUCCAAGAUCGACGAGGAUGCUGCGUCUCCGGCGCUCGAAGACGGCGGGACGUUCCAUGACGCGGGCUACUAUCCAGGCGGUUUUAUUUCUAUGCAUAUUUCGCAUGGUAUAGGGGGAGCGGGCUCACGGCCGUAGUUUUCACGGCCGUAGUUUUUGCAGAGAGCGCGUGACACACGACUAACGAUACUCAGGGAUAGAAGGGCGCUGUAACCCGUCCAGAUCUUAACGUGGUCUCGUAAUCAGUAGGAGUAGCUGCGGCCGGCAGCUUUCGUGUUGCAAGAGUCAGUAGCUGUUGUGCAUAGUGUGCCGGGACAGUAACUGAGUUUGGAUUGCGGGAGCUAGAGUGAAGAUCCGACAUGCAUCGCCAAGUAGAGCCAUGCCAUCAGGCUUUUGCUCUGUAACUUUGGAUAUUGAUUGGUAAACAUUCAAUAGUUGAAGGAUUGCCGGGCGGUUUGAGC
This is a messenger RNA of Klebsormidium nitens, 4934 nucleotides long. The record is from the annotation of a GenBank genome assembly. NCBI's taxonomy places the organism in Eukaryota, Viridiplantae, Streptophyta, Klebsormidiophyceae, Klebsormidiales, Klebsormidiaceae.